CACAAACCACCACCCAUUAUAGACUUCCCAUCUCGUUGAAGAUGAUCCGCAACAGGCAGCUCAGCGCGGGUCUCCGAGCACACUCCGACGAGAACCGUCCGCGUCCGACGCCAGAGGAACGUCAAGCUCUUCUCGAACGUCUCCGGACAGAGAGACUAAAUCGCAAGAACGGGCUUCCUAUCGGUACUAAUGGACAUUCCCAAAGGACUGAAGAGGUGGGAAGGAGAGAAAACAAACUCGUUAUCACACAUGUUCAGCACACGGAGCUCGCGAGGACGCCAAUCGCGAAGCCCACAACAGUGGAGCAUCUUGAAGAGAAGGAGAACACCAGGUCUGCAGGGAAGAAGCAGAGUCUUGUAUCAGCAUCGACGAAAGGAAAAGGAAAGAUGACGAUAGAAGAGAUGAACGAGUACAACCAGGAGCAACAGCUCUUGCAUUCCCCACGACGAGAAGACCUACGAGUGACGAAACGGACCACAAGGAAUGAGAUUAUUGUUUCGCAGCGGGAGACACAGCUCUCGCAAGCCCGACGACAGGAGAGCCGACCAAUCUUGAACACGAUGACGACAACGAAUGAAACAAACGUUCUCAACGCGGAGAACCAGCUCUUACAACCCCAACAACGGGAGGACGCACGAGUCGCAACAGACGACAUGACUGAUGAUACCCGCGAGCGACAUCGCUUGCAAUCCCAACAUCCGGAGGACCGAGGCGCUUCGUACGACGUCCGGUCGUCUGGAUUCUUGAUUCCUCUUGACGACCCCCUUACGACAACGGGAAAUCGACAAUCCGAGCGUGACAUUCAUUCGUCCGGAUUGCUGGCUACCUUUAACGACCCCUUCACGACCGGAGUGUCCUUGACCGAGCUCCAACUUGAAGACCCCCUUACGAUGAACGACCCCGAAUCCGCUCCUGAAGAAGUCAGCCAUUCCUUCAGCGGUUCUACGACCAGCGAGACGCCAUCUGGGCCCUCGAACUACUUCGUUUCGCCUUCGAAAUUACCGGUGGACGAGCCGUCAUUUGCAAACAUUGCAUCGAGCACGUUCAUGUACGAAGAUCGCCUUUCCUCAUCGGGAGAACGAGUCCUCCGCCCUCCUCUCGUGCUCGGUCCUGAACAGAGAACAUCGCAGUCAGGGUAUCCCGUCUACCCAAAGCGUAUGAGGAAGAGGACCCCUCCCGAGACCAUUCUCAAUACGCCGCCUGGUCGUAUCCUCCUACCAGGCCAACCUAACGACCUUUACGACCCCGAACGGGCAGCCGAACACAACGAGCUGUACAAGCCUCGAAAUUCCAACGAUGAACUGAGGUCGCACCGACCGAUGCUCGCCGAAGACGCGUCGGUCACCUUGUCUUACGAGUGGGAGUCGACAGACAACGAGGACAAGCACACAAGGGACCAGCCAACCGAUAAGACCAGACGGUUCGUCAUGCACACCGAGCCCAACCGAAACGCUAGGGAAGCACAUUUUGAGGCUGCGCUUGCAAGGAUGGUCGCCAAGGGGGGUUUAGAGAGCGAGGGCUGGAACUUGCCGUGGGUGCUAGAGGAAGGGGACUCGUUCCCGCGAAAGAAACCUUCGAGCCAGAUUCCUACAGGCUUACCGCUGGAGGAACCCAAGGGCGAGGGUGAGGCGACUCCAUACAGGGCGGGGGCAGUAACAGGACCCUCGUGGAGCUGGCCAACUGAACUUCAGGGACAAGGACAGGCUGAGGCGAUGACUGCUACUGGGAUGUCCGACCCAGUCAUCGCUGAACGGGAACAUAGCGUGUCUCCCGGUAAAGCUCACGCUCCGUAUGAGCAAACGGGUUGGACGACUCCCGAAGCUUCUCUUGAUACGGCCGUUGUCUCGACGGGUAGCCAAGCGGGAAGCAGGAGUCCAGUUCGGUCGCCUGGGCGAAGCAGGAGCGAGCCAGGUAUUCACGUCUCCAAAAUCCCGGCCCUCUUGAACCACGAGGAUGACCUUCCCGAUAUGAUGGAGCAAGAAGAGCAAGGUCACGCUUCGUCCUCGUCCCGACCGAGAUCCGUAUGGGACGAUCCGCUACCCCCGAGGAACACACCCGCGUACUACCGGGCCUUGAGGGAGCGACUGGCCGCCAAGCCGUACACCGGGUGGCCCCGUACACCUUCCCGGUCGGCUCGGGUCGAUAGCCUGUCUGACGAGUCGGAGGCUGGCAUGGAGGAGCAGUUUGCUCAAGCUGGAGAGAACGAGGCGAGUGGGGAGAGGAGCGUAGAGCACAGCGGCUCUGAAGAUUCCGGACGAUUGUCUGAUGGCGCCGAGCGAGGCGAAGAACAAGAGGAUGAGGAGGACGAGUCGAGCGCUCCGCCCAGCCCCGAGUACCGUGACCUUCCGCGGAGGCUGAACGGGGUCGCUCAAAGGCUGUUGUCGGACUCGUUUCUUAGGGCAGAGGCCGCCAAACGAAGGGGAGGGAGCAACGACGGCUCUAUCGACAGGUCGAGAUCGCCGUUGGAAGCGCCGAUCUCGAUGAUCAACGCGGCGGGACGCGCCGAAUCUGUCACGCCAGAGCCCGAAACGAUCCCGGGUAGAGGAUCUUGGCGAGAUGGACGUUCGCGGCACGGGUUCCCACCUCCAGAGAGGCGAAGUCAGACUUUGCAGGUGGAGGGCGCUGGGAGCUUCGAUGCGGGGUCAGGGAUGGGACCUAUCCAGGACGGUCAAGGCGUCGAGGGGUUUCGCACUCCGCCUCGUCAAGUCAUCCGUAGGGGAGAAGAAGUGGUGUCGCCCGUGUCGUCGCCGGAAGCGACCAAGAACACCACCAUCCCGUUAAUCGACCCCAGGCGGGAGGGUGGUCAGCGAAGCCCGGACAGCCCCGCCAUGCCGUUCGACCCGGCUUACGACCUACCUCGGCGGGGCAAGUUGGCCGACAUCUCGACGAGCGGUACUCCGGUCUCGAGGGGUGCCAGUAGCCGACGAUCAGUCAGCCAGGCUUCCGACAGCUUUAAUGUCCCUGAGCUGUUGGAGCGAAUGAGGGCCAAGAUCGACGGCUCGGCUUCGCAACGGGGUGGCGUUGACAACUCGCGCCACGACCGAGCUUUGCACAGAUCGUUGACGAUCUUGCAACAGCUAAAGACUUCGUCGGCUGAGAGGAACGCAGCUCACAGCCUGAUGGACGAGAGAUGCAGCCUCAUGUCUUCCGGGCCGGCCUCGAGCGAUCGAAGGAUCUCUGCCGACCGGAAGCAGCAAGAGGACGCGGAGCAGGAGGAGUGGGAGGACGUAGAAGAGACGGCUGAAGAGGACGCCGUCGUAAACCAGGUGCAGCCGUCUGCGUCGGCUGCAUCGCUAAGGAGGUCUAGCGCGGGAAGCGACUUCGACCCCUUCCCUGAGGCCAACGAUUGGUCGAGGAGCCUGGUUUACGAUGCCGCGUGUGAUGGGUGGGUUCUAGGACCCCGCAAGUUCUGGAGGGAGGACCGGGUCGAUGCGUUUGGCUUGAGGCCAAUCAUUCACGGGUCCGACCCCACCCGGUUCCCCGACCUCGCAGCCUCGUCGAGCGACCUAGCGAGGGAGAUCGCCAGGGUCUUUGGGGGUGACACUACCGACGAAUCCGAGGACGUCGGUACCAGGGAGGACAGCACGCAGGGACCAGGCGUGCAGGAGGUGGUCCCGUCUGGAGAUGUCUCGGGGGAGAAGGCUGUCUCGGUGCCAGAAAGCGAGGAACAGGGAGCGAGGUCGACCUUGUCUAUCCCUCCAGCGUCCGGCAGGACCUCGCGCCGGGCGAGGCAGGUUCACUCCAGCCCGAAGACCAACAUGUCGGGCAGGAAGAUCUCCGUCGCGGGGCCCGUGUCUGAGGGCAUGCCUACGGCGGAGGACUUUGAGGCGGGCCUCUUUGAAUCGGUCUCGGGUUCAGAGGCCGACACUGAGGACCCCGGUCAAGGGGAGCUCGGUCCCGAGGACUCUUCUUCCGACGAAGGCGAGCCGGAAGCUCUAAUCGGCCACCUUCGCCGAGAGGAGGAGAAGGCGACGGCGGCGGCCCCCAGCCCCGCCGCCAGUAUGGUCAGUCCGACGGCCUUGUGGUCGGACAGCCAGUCCCAGGCUUACUCGGGGCACAUCCCCCACGGGACGCCGUUGGUGUCGAUCUUCGAGCAGACUGAACCGUCUGAGUCGGAGGAGGAGGACAAGCGGAUCGACCAGGGUUCGACCACUCCAACGGUCACCCCGGUCGGCAAUGUCCUCCAGCGGAUCGACGAGAGAAGGGGGCUUCUGUUUGGUGCAGCAGACCACAGGGAGGCCGCUGCUCAACCGUCGAUGAUGGUCCCUAGCGGAUCAUACUCCUUCGAAAACGGGUCGCCUAUGCCCGGCCGGGUGAAGGAGUUGAGCAUGCUCAAGAGGAGCAUGGGCAUAAGGGAUGCUGGCGACGCAUCCCGAACGCCAGAGGCCUCGCCCCGAGCGACACAAAUGACGUAUCCUAUGGAUACUCGAUCUCGGGGCGAGGCGGCCACGGCGGGCGAGAACACGGUGCUCUCGCCGAGCACUUUCAUCACGCCGUGGAACAAGCGGAGGGGAGGACCCUACCCCCGCUUCGAGGCUGGACCUCUUUCUUCGAGGAUCGGGACAAUCUCUGCCGGAGAGAUCGAAGGAGGCCGCGCCUCGGUGUUGUCGGUUCCCGAGGUGGCACCCGCAAAGGCCUCCCCAGAGCGAGCAACCGAGCUCGCUGUGAUCGCGCCGGGAUCAGAGAAGAGGGAGGAGAGGGAGGAACAGGCGCCAGUCCUGCCGGCAACGACGAGGACUGAGGGAGAGAGCCUGCUCGUCGAUGGCAGCGAAGAGGCCGAGGAUAAAAUUUUAUUCUCGGGUCUACAUCGACAAACUCCGCGAAGAGUUCCGGCUCGCGGAGGAACGCCUGGACCGGGCCAGGAAGUACUUCUUGAUGGGGGUCAAGGAGUUCGAGCACUACCAGGUGGCAAAUAUGGAUCAUGAAGCUGUUCGGGGGAGCAACAUCGACCUGCCGAUCCGGGUUCAGCCCAGCUUGCUGGAUCUGGAAUCCGACGCCGCAGGACAUGCUGCUCUACUCGCGUCGUUACGCCUAUACGCCGAUCUAGGAGGUCGGGGAAACGAAUCACGGGCAGACGACGCUGAGCGAACCGAAUAUGGAUCACAAAAAAAAUCCGAAAAAUCCGAAAAACACUCGACCGAUACCAGGACGACGACCAACCGGACAACAACGAUUCAAGGGA
Molecule: messenger RNA, 5182 nt
Organism: Filobasidium floriforme
Lineage: Eukaryota; Fungi; Basidiomycota; Tremellomycetes; Filobasidiales; Filobasidiaceae
Exons: 12
Coding region: 42-4925 (1627 amino acids)
Source: RefSeq, a predicted model, not a curated record